This is a messenger RNA of Rotaria sp. Silwood1, 150 nucleotides long. The record is from the annotation of a GenBank genome assembly. NCBI's taxonomy places the organism in Eukaryota, Metazoa, Rotifera, Eurotatoria, Philodinida, Philodinidae.
CAUGAAAAACUUGAUGAAAAAACAUUUCGUUGGAUGUUAAAUGAAGAUGAAAUGGCUAAUGAUAAAUUAGCUGAUGGAAUACGAAAAUUUGCUGCUGAUGCUCAAAAACUUGAAGAUCUUAUUCGAGUUCGUCUUCAAAAUAAUAAAUAA